Molecule: messenger RNA, 1002 nt
Organism: Fomitopsis serialis
Lineage: Eukaryota; Fungi; Basidiomycota; Agaricomycetes; Polyporales; Fomitopsidaceae
Exons: 6
Coding region: 1-1002 (333 amino acids)
Source: RefSeq, a predicted model, not a curated record
AUGCCAGCUACGUCUUAUACACCUGGAGAACUCCUCAUCCUGCGCAGCUUCCUCUCGGAGUGGAAGGCGGGUGACUCGAAUGACCGUAAAGAUGUCCGGUCGCGUGCUGUCGAGAAGUUGGAGGCCCACCGGGGAAGGGCUAUGAAGAAGGAAGGAAAAAAGGCUGUCCGGGCGUGGUUUUACAAUGCCGCACCUGUGAAGAAUAAGAAAAAGAAAGAUCGUCCCUCCGCAUUCGGCCGACGCCUGAACUGGCACCGAGCUGCGAAAUCUGGCCAACAGUCUCCCCGGGCGAAACAGCGGGAAUACAAGCAGGAGGCUGUCCGGUGGAAUUCGGAAGGGCAACCUCAUGAAUUGCAGGACCGGAACAUCGUCCGGAAGAGCGAGGCGGUCAUGUUGGAUUUUUCUAAAUACGUUUGGAGGCACUUCGGGAUGCGCGUGUUCGUGCACGGGUCUAUAAAUCCCUGGAAGGCAAACCCAGUCUUUGAUUGCAAUGACCUUGUCGACCCCAAUGCCGAGCGCGCGGCCGGUCGCGUCAAAUUCAAGGACAUGUACCCCGACUACAAACGUGCAGACGGGUUCCGAGAUCUGUUCAAGGACUACGGGCACAAACUGUUCGCGGGCGACGAUGUAUCUGAAGACAGUGAUGCGGAUGUCAGGGCGAAUAAGCGGGGUGUGCCGAAGAUUGACUGGGAGAUGUACGAUGACGACACCCCCGGUAUGCCGCACCACAGCGACGAGUGCUUCAAGAAUCUACGGAAUAAGAAGGCGUUCAUUUCAGAAUUCUCCGGCUCCAUUACGCGACGCAACAGUGGCGUAUACAAAAAUGCCGAAGUUGAAAGUCCCCUGGGUCGCUCUCCAGGCGACACCGGAGAAGCUCUCGAGGCCGGGUCCCUUCCAAAUGGUGUCACCCUCCAAGAACCGUCGCAUCUGAAACAGGCGGAGGUUGACUCUCUUAUCGCACACUGGCGGACAAGGGCUAAUUCCUCAGGCUUGCCUUUGUGA